Molecule: messenger RNA, 1013 nt
Organism: Linepithema humile (Argentine ant)
Lineage: Eukaryota; Metazoa; Arthropoda; Insecta; Hymenoptera; Formicidae
Gene: mbf1
Product: multiprotein bridging factor 1
Cellular component (GO): nucleus
Molecular function (GO): DNA binding
Source: RefSeq, a predicted model, not a curated record
AUGAUUUUCGUAACGUCCGCGAGGAGGAGAACUUACUCUGGAAAGCUACACGCAGCAGAAAACCAAGCAGCUAUCGUGGCCGCUGGGAAACGUUGCAACGUUGAUAACCGUGACAACCGAACCCAAUCGUUACAAAUUUUUACGAUAUGUCAGACUGGGAUACCGCGCCUAUUACAUUGCGAAAACGCGCACCGAAAUCGUCCACUCUGAAAACCGAGAAGGUGAUCCGUUUCGCGAAUACUGCGGUGAACGACGCACGGCGACAAGGUUUUACCGUAGAAACACAAGCAAAAUGGGGCGGUGGUGCGAAUAGACAGCAUGUAACCACAAAAAAUACAGCCAAAUUAGAUCGUGAAACGGAAGAAUUGAAGCAUGAUCAAAUUCCACUGGAACUUGGCAAACUUAUCCAACAAGGACGCCAGAGCAAAGGGUUAUCUCAAAAAGACUUAGCUACGAAAGUAAACGAGAAAGCGCAAGUUAUUAAUGAUUACGAAGCGGGACGUGGAAUCCCAAAUCAAAUGGUCAUUGGCAAAAUCGAGCGAGUACUUGGAAUCAAAUUGCGGGGUAAAGAUCGUGGCAAACCGUUAGCGACCCCCGGGACGAAGAAGUGAAUCUCGGGGGGAAACAAUCUCUACUUUCGAUCCUUAUAUACUGUUCCCAUGGAAGAACUAUGAGAAAGACGGUAGAAUGGAAUGCAACAAACAAACCCCUACCCUUUUUUCCUUUGGUUAUUUUGAUAUUGUGAACGAUAGAAAUGGGUUAUAAGUAACUUGCCUUUACGUAUGGAAUAAAAGAAAGAUAUUUUAGGAUAUUAUGAAUACAGAACACACAGAGUAAUAUACAAUACAUACGCAUGCAGUAACAUAGCGUAAUUUGAACAAGGCUUAUUGAGUUACCUUGGCAUAAUCAUUUGUUAUAGAUUUUCAAGUGUACAUUACUAAUGCUAAUUAUGAAAUAAGAGCGAAAUAUGCUUGAGUGUGACAAAAUAAAAUUCUUAAUUUAUGUAAAAAGUA